AUGGACUAUUCAAACAUCUCCAACGAUCCCGAGCACCCCGUGGAGGGCUCGCCCUGGGGCUCUCCGCGCGCUGACCGCAAUACAUUCCCCACCUCCAACAAUAGCGACAUCCCAUCAUCCCCGUUGCCAAGCCACGAGCAGUCUGCGGAGGAAGCGGAUGGAAGCCAAGCAGGAGCACCACAAUCCCCAGACCUCUCUGCGCAGCUUCAAAGUGCCCAAUUGGGAGACCCCGAUUAUGCCCAAGGACAGCCUCAGUUUGCGACGCAGCACCCUUCAACCGGAGACCAGCAGCAAUCGCAGUCCCCCGCACGUCAUCAGACUGGACUACGUCAACCCUCUCGACCCCCAGCACCGCAGUAUAAGAUCCAAGGAAAGAUCACUGGCCUAGAGAGGACAGGCAAGAAAGAUCCUAUUCUCCGUUUCGAUAUCCACACCAAUAUCCCCAAGUUCCGCACAACCCAGUAUCGUGAUGUCCGCCGAACCCACGCCGAAUUCACAAAGCUCGCCGACCAUCUGAUCUCAGCCAACCCCGAAGCUCUAGUCCCGGCCGUGCCUCCUCCAGUGACCCCAGCCGGCGCCGGUACCGACGAAGAUGAAGCCCGCAUCAAAGCAUCCAUGCAGCGCUGGUUGAAUGCUGUUCUCUGUAAUGAAGUGCUCAUUCAAGAUGAUGAGGUCGUGCUUUUCGUCGAGAGCGACUUCGGCUACAGUCCGGUGGUCCGCAUGAAACAGCCAGCUACUGGUGUCCGGCGCAAGAUGUUGAAGCAAUUUGCACCUCCCCCCGAUGAUACCCCCGAGCUCCAAGCUUCUCGCCCUGCGGUUAAGAUGUUUUACUUGGGAGCAAUGGACUCUAGCCAUAAAGUAGACCGAGUCGUCAAAGGCCGUCGAGGCCUCGGAUUGGCUGAAUCCGAUUUUGGCGUCAAGAUUGGUCAGCUGAGCGUACAGGAAACGCAUCCUGGCUUGGGCACCGCUUAUCGCAAAUUGGGCAAAGUUAUUCAGACCGUGGGUGACUAUCAUGCAGUACAGGCUACCGCAGAAGCCACAACCCUCGGGGAGCCAUUGAGCUACCACUCCUCGGAUGCCUUCAUUGUUAAGGAGACCCUGACAAAUCGACACAUUUUACUUCGCGAGCUCCUCCAAGCCCAGCAAAAUGCUCGCAGCAAGCGCGCCGCCGCUGAUCGACUGAAAGUCAGCUCAUCAGUUCGCCCAGACAAGGUUGACGAAGCAAUCAGUGCCCUCGAGGAGGCUCAAAACCACGAAGAAUACCUGACCAAACGCACUCAGCGUGUCACUGCCAACCUACUGCAAGAGAAGCGUCGCUGGUUCGAUCGCACCACGGAUGAACUUCUUGUUAGUCUUCGAGAGUACACUUUGCGCCAGAUCGAUGCAGAGCGGCGAACUUUGGCAACGCUCGAGAGUGUCCGCCCCGAUAUCCGAUCUAUUGACGCUUCCGGUGGUUUGAGUCGGCUGGGCCGGGAGGCUCAUCCAGCACAACGUCGACCCAAUGUUGCAUCUAGCCAGGGCCCUAAGGGUGACUCCUGGAGCGGCGUGCCCCGUCGUACUGACAGCAUGGGCCGCAGUAUGAGCGGCAGCUUUACUGCACCUGCUCUCAAUGAUGAGGAUAGUGAAGAAGGCAAAUCUGGCCAAGGACGCGUGCGUUCUACAAGUAAGGUUGAUUCCAUUGCAGAGGAUGAUGAUGAUCGACUGGAUGCUCGCAAUGCCGCCAGCCGCCUGGCUACCAGUACAUUUUGA
Penicillium angulare is the source of this 1749-nucleotide messenger RNA. RefSeq names its product retromer subunit VPS17. Gene Ontology annotation, biological process: intracellular protein transport; retrograde transport, endosome to Golgi. Gene Ontology annotation, molecular function: phosphatidylinositol-3-phosphate binding. The coding region runs from base 1 to 1749 and encodes 582 amino acids. Gene Ontology annotation, cellular component: endosome; retromer, tubulation complex; retromer complex. The record is from RefSeq and is a predicted model, not a curated record. Lineage: Eukaryota; Fungi; Ascomycota; Eurotiomycetes; Eurotiales; Aspergillaceae. The transcript is spliced from 3 exons.